Cuscuta epithymum is the source of this 6927-nucleotide messenger RNA. The record is from the annotation of a GenBank genome assembly. Lineage: Eukaryota; Viridiplantae; Streptophyta; Magnoliopsida; Solanales; Convolvulaceae.
GAGCUAGAGAGAUAAAGUGAUAUGUAUAAUGAAUUCCAAUCAACCAUUCAAUCAAUCCCCCCUUUACAUGGCUCCCAUAGGGAGUAUUUAUAGAAGAAAAGAGGGCUGGGCUUCCAGGCUUGGGCCUGGCUGGCCCAGUUACAAUAAAAGGCCAAUAAAUGGCUAAUAAAUAGUAUCUAAUUUAUUUAAAUGUGUACAUAUGAAUAAAUGUAGUGUACAAGGAAAUAAAUGCUAUCUACUGAACAUAUGUGGGCCGCUGUCCGGGCUGCUGUCUGGGCCCAAUAGUCGUGAUACCCAGGGUCCGAGUCUAUAUACUCUAUCAGGAGUCCCCCACUCUCUGAGUCGAGAGUACUCGAGGCGAAAGAGAGUAGAACUGUGUGCUGAUCUGUCGUCGUCCGGUGAGUAAACUGCUCUCAUCAUCGAAGCGCCUCGCCCGGAUUCCUAAGCCGAUGAUCCGAUCCCACUGGUGAGCCCUGGCUGAGGCAACCCUGUGGGAAAAUCCUCAGCCGAAGGUCGCAGGCCAGAGACCAUCACCACCGGUCCUGAGGCCGGGGAGCUAUGUAUAUGUACUGGCCGAUGUGGCAGCUCAAUAUGUAUGUGAUAUGAUGAUGUCGUCGGUGUGAGUGGCAACCCUUGCAAAAAUUUUGAAUUUCUGCUUCUUUGGUAGCGAAGGCGCUAAGUCCCCCGUUCUCCCAGUCCCCCACUCCUUGAGGCGAGUGUAACGAGGUGAAGAGGAGUAGAGUAAUGCAUGUCUGAUGAUGUCUGCAACAGGGGGCCGAGGGUUGACACCUUUUGAUCCACAAUGGGGCGAUGCCUCGUUAAAAACCUCAUUAGGAAAAACCCUGUGGGAAAAAAUCCUAAUGAGGGAAAAAGAGUACAUCGGAUGCCCCCAGAACGAAGCAAAAGGUGCGAGCCCUUCGGCCUAGAGGUGGAGCUGCAGCGGUGUCCGUCUGCCGAGGGGAUGGCAGAGGCCGAUCCAUAGAUGUGGGUAGCUCGUCAUGAUCAGUAGUCCUAGUCAUCAAAUAAAGAUGACUAAGGGAUGGGUCGAGCGACCGUCCAUAAUAUGAUGUCUGGUUCAUCAAAUAAAGAUGACCAGAAUAUGAGGCCGAUGGGCCAAUGUGAGCUCCACGUCAUCAAAUAAAGAUGACUGGGAGUAGUGGCCGAGAGGCAUAUAUGAGAGCUCCACGUCGUCAAAUAAAGACGACGGGGCGAUGUAUGGCCGAGGGGCCUGCAUAAGAGCUCCACGUCGUCAAAUAAAGACGACGGGGCGAGAUAUGGCUCAGAGGCCUAUAGAUGAGUUCCUCGUCAUCAAAUAAAGAUGACAGAACGAUAUGUGGCCGAUGGGCCUGUAGAUGAGCUCUUUGUCAUCAAACAAAGAUGACAGAAUAAUAUAUGGCCGAUGGGCCUGUAGAUGAGCUCUUUGUCAUCAAACAAAGAUGACAGAAUAAUAUAUGGCCGAUGGGCCUGUAGAUGAGCUCUUCGUCAUCAAAUAAAGAUGACAGAGCGGUAUAUGGCCGAUGGGCCUGUAGAUGAGCUUCUCGUUAUCAAAUAAAGAUGACGGAGCAAGAUAUAUGGCCGAUGGGCCUGUAUGAGAGCCCUUCGUCAUCAAAUAAAGAUGCUAGAGCAAGAUGUGGCCGAGGGGCCUAUAGAUGAGAUCUGAGAUCCUUUAGUCUCUGAGCCGGAGACCGCAAGGUGUUUGCUAGAUCCGAACAUGAGGACGAGGCGUUGGACGCCUGUCUGAAUAUGAGGAUGAGGCGCUGGGCGCCUGUCUGAAUAUGAGGACGAGGCAUUGGACGCCUGUCUGAAUGUGAGGACGAGGCGUUGGACGCCUGUCUGAAUAUAUGCGGACGAGGCGUUGGACGCCUGUCUGAAUAUGAGGACGAGGCGUUGGACGCCCGUCUGAAUAUGAGGACGAGGCGUUGGACGCCUGUCUGAACAUGAGGACGGGGCGUGGGACGCCUGUCUGAUGAUGACGAGGCAAUGCUGAGCCGAUCAUCAUAUAUAGGCGACAGUCGCCAUCCAGGAGGGGAUGGCGAGCCCGAUCGCUAACCCAAGACAUUCGGCAAUGAGAGGCCGGUCUCGGAAAUAGGACAUCACAUCGUGGCCUAGGGGCCGAUCGUGAUGUGAGGACGGCUGUGAUAAGGAGCCGAUCCAAAAUAACAAUGACGAGGCGAUGAUAAGCCGGUCGCCAUGUAGGGGCGAUAGUCACCAUCCAGGAAGGGAUGGCGAGCCUGAUCGCUAGCUCAACACACUCGGCGCUGAUGAAGCCGGUGUUGAGAUAGAUCAUCACGCCGAGGCCGGGGCGGCGGUCGUGAUAUAAGGAUGGCGAUAAUGGGUAGCCGAUCCGAAUAAUGAUGACGAGGCAGAGAUGAGCCGGUCGUCAUGUAGAGGCGACGGUCACCAUCCAGGAAGGGAUGGGGAGCCCGAUCGCUAGCUCAACACACUUGGCGCUGAUAAAGCCGGUGUUGAGAUAGGGCAUCACGUCGAGGCCGGGGGGGCGAUCGUGAUGCGAGGUCGUCAGCACUAUGAGGCUGAGCCAAACGUCCAAGCAACGGUCGCCAUCCGAUGAAGGAAUGACUGAGACCGGUCUUGGGGAAUAUGAUCACGUCGAGGCCGAGGGCCUGCCAUGAUCGGAACUGAGGGGCCGACCCAAAAAUCCAUGCAAUGGUCGCCACCCAGUAAAGGAAUGGCUAAGACCAGUCUUGAUAUAAGGUACCGCGCCUUGGUCGAGAGGCCGGCGGUGAUGCGAGGAUGACGACUAUGAUAAGCCGGUCCAAUGUAUGAUGACGAGGCAAUGAUAGGCCAAUCGCCAUGUAGAGGCGACGGUUGCUAUCCCGGAAGGGAAUAGCAAGCCCAAUCGCUAGAUCAAGACACUCGGCGCUGAGGGAGCCGGUCUUGAGAUAAAGCAUUACGUCGUGGCCGAAGGGCCCGAUCGUGAUGUGAGGACGAAGAUGCUGAGGAGCAUGUCCGAGAUAUGAUGACGAGGCAAUGAUAAGGCCGAUCGUCAUGUAGAGGCAACGGUCACCAUCCAGGAAGGGACGGCGAGCCCGAUUGCCAACUCAAGACGCUUGGCGAUGAGAAGCCGGUCUUGAGAAGGAAUAAUCACACCAAGGCUGGGAGGCCGGUCGUGAUGUGCGGAUGGCGAUGAUGAUGAGCCGAUCCGAAUAAUGAUGAUGAUGAGGCGGAGAUGAGCCGAUCGUCAUGUAGAGGCGACGGUUGCUAUCCCGGAAGGGAAUAGCAAGCCCAGUCGCUAGCUCAAGACACUUGGCGCUAAGGGAGCCGGUCUUGAGCUAGAGCAUCACGCCGAGGUCGGGGGCCUGGUCGUGAUGAGAGGACGGCGAUGAUGAUGAGCCGAUCCAAAUAAUGAUGACGAGGCGGAGAUGAGCCGAUCGUCAUGUAGAAGCGAUAGUCGCCAUCCAGGAGGGGAAUGGCGAGCCCGGUCGCUAGCUCAAGACACUUGGCGCUAAGGAGGCCGGUCUUGAGAUAAGGCAUCACGCCGAGGCCGGGGGCCUGGUCGUGAUGAGCGGACGGCGAUGAUGAUGAGCCGAUCCGGAUAAUGAUGACGAGGCGAUGAUGAGGCCGAUCGUCACAUAGGAGCGACAGUCGCCAUCCAAGAGGGGAAUGGCGAGCCCGGUCGCUAGCUCAAGACACUUGGCGCUAAGGAGGCCGGUCUUGAGAUAUAGCAUCACGUCAUAGCCGAGGGGCCGAUCGUGAAGAACGGAUGGCGAUGAUGAUGAGCCGAUCCGAAUAAUGAUGACGAGGCGAUGAUGAGGCCGAUCGUCACAUAGGAGCGACAGUCGCCAUCCAGGAGGGGAAUGGCGAGCCCGGUCGCUAGCUCAAGACACUUGGCGCUAAGGAGGCCGGUCUUGAGAUAUAGCAUCACGUCAUAGCCGAGGGGCCGAUCGUGAAGAACGGAUGGCGAUGAUGAUGAGCCGAUCCGGAUGAUGAUGACGAGGCAGAGAUGAGCCGAUCGUCAUAUAAAAGUAUGACGGCGUUGGGGAGGCCGUUCAUGAGCUGAUGGAGCAAGAGCUUCGGCAUUGGGAGCCGGUCUUGAGACGAAUAAUAAGUUUGGGGAAUUUAUUUAUUUUUAUUGCUCGAGGCCGGCAAGUGCGCGAAGGGUUACUGUCCCUUCGUCCAUGUGCGGUAGUUUGUCCGCUACGCUUUUCGCGUGGAUUAGUGCGAGGGAGUAAAUACGCCCUCGGCUUGUCAGUGGCAUCUUUUUUGCCUUUCCACGUCUAUCGUCGACGAGGGACCGGACUAGGCAUCGUCUUUUGACGGCCGCCCUUUGUGGUCCUGAGCGAAAUUUUACUGACGGGUGGAGUUUUUGUAACCUCAGCCUUAAUUCAGGCCUGUCGUCCUGCGGUUUCCGCGCGGACGACGCGGUAUGCUUCUCCGUUUGAAGACGUUGGACCAUGCACACAGGUCCUUCGUCCUGCAUAUCGCCGGUCGAUUUGGGUGUUUCACCGCUUGUGCCGAUACGAUAUUUAGGUGCGUUGUUUAUUGCAACGGCUUUGUAGGCGCGUUGUGGAUCGCAACGGCCUUAGGUGCGUUGUGUAUUGCAACGGCUUUGGGUGCGUCGUUUAUUGCGACGGCUUUAGGUGCGUUGUUUAUUGCAACGGCUUUGGGUGCGUCGUUUAUUGCGACGGCUUUAGGUGCGUUGUUUAUUGCAACGGCUUUUGGAUGACGCAAUUAGCGUGUAGGGGAAUGAGGUGUAUCCUUUACCGCUUUUAGGCAUAACGCUGUGUGCGGCCGAUGAUGGCUCUCAUUCUAGAUAUCCGGGUCAUCAAAUAAAGAUGACCGGGGUAGGUCAAGGGACCCAAAUAUAAUCCGAAUCAUCAAAUAAAGAUGUUCGGAAGGUUAAGGCUUUGGCCCGCACCAAUUGGGGAUUUUAAUCCGCUAGCAAUGGUGGUGAUGAUAAUAGUAAAACUAUUUUUUCUUUUUCUCUUUGGAAUAGUAGUAAAACUAUUUUUCCGGAAUAGUAGUAAAACUAUACUUUUUUUUUUUGAGAAUAGUGGUAAAACUAUUUUGCUCCAUAUUUAAUGCAUAAAAUAGGAGGAAGAGUUUGUGGGAUUUACCUGUAUUUGGGCCGAAGCCUGCCCUGCUUAGAAUUCAAGCAGGGAAAUGUAAGACUGGGCCUGCAGAUUAAACAGCCGGCCCAUAUGAUGAUAGUCCACCCUUUUGAUUGAGAUGCUGGUUCCAGAUCACGCUACUUGCCAAUUUCAUCCGCAGGGGAGAAGUCCAUACGAAGGAGUGGAGCGUGGAACAGAAUGGCGAGGUGGUUCCCUUUCGUCGCCGGAAAGCCUUGUGGACGAGGAGGUCCUUGCUGCUCCGGCCGUCGCGAAGACCAGAUGGUGGCCGAGGGAUCCGCGAUUGGGCGCCGGAGAGGGGCCAGAGACGACGAUGGGGAGGGUCCUGACCUGGCUGAGGCGAUUCGGACCCUAUCUGGCCGGAGGUGGUCGCUUGGCAGAGGUGACCCUAUUCUGGCCGAUGCGAGGCUUCUGGCCGAAGGUGGAUUGCUCAGUCCUCUGUUCAGGUUUGGCCGAUGGGUGACAUCGGAUGUGUGCGGCCGAUGCGCGCAUUGCUUGACGAGGUGGCCCCGUUUUGACUGAUGCGGCCCGGCCGACGCGGUUGCUUGACGAGGUGGCCCUGUCGCGUCCGAUGCGGUGCGCGGCCGAUGCGGUGCGCGGCCGAUGUGGUGUCCCUCUUUUUGACCGGUGCGGUGCGGACGAUGCGGUGUCGGCUGAUGCUCGCUGGACGAAGGAGGUGCAGCUCCCUGGCCGAGGUGGCCCUACUGUGGCCGAUGCGAUACUGGCCGAUGAUGUUUCAGGUUGAUGACGUUCCCAGCAGAAGUGUUCUGGCCUGACUGAUGUUCCUCCUUCAGCUCCCCUCAAUGGCAGAGGCGGCGCUUGCUGAUGCAGGGCCUUAGCAGAGGGAGUCGCCUGGCGGUAGGCUGACCGAUGAGGUGCCCGGCCGAUGGGGCAUUGUGGCCAAUGUGGAGCACCACUGCCUAAUUCACGGACGAGGGGCGACGGCCCCUUCCUCCCUUACGUUCAGGUUUGACCGAAGAGCUUCCUUUGGCCGAUGGGCGCCGGUUUUUCGGCUGGACGAAGGUCCUGCCUAGUCCAAGGGGCCUUGCUUAUUCCCAGGACGAGGGGUGCUAUGACUGGACGAAGGUUUGCUUGGACGAUAUGGGGCCCUUUACUCAACUCAGGCCGAUAUUGGAGAUAGAGGACGAAGCGUAUGGCCGAAGCUGUCCCAAUAUUUAUUGGAGACAGAGGACGAGGCGUUUGGCCGAGGCGAAGCUUUUCUGACGAUUGAUGUUGUGGCCGAAGCUAUCCAAUAUUCGUAGUUUAAGUUGACCUUGCCGUCAUAUUCAAGUGGUGGGCUGACUUGUGGUUUAGGAAGCUGCCACCUGUAAGGCCAAGUGGAUAUUAACCAGCUGGUAUACUUCUGUUGCUUUCUUUAGUUCUGGCCGAAGGAAUACUUGAAAUUCCUUGUUGUUGAACACCCACAUUUGAAAGUGUGUUUUGGGUUUCAUUUUGCUCCUAAUUGGGCGGAUGUGAUACCACGUCUUUUGUUUUGGUUGGGAGGAUCUCACUUGAUAUAUUCUAGCUCUCAAUGAAAGCACCAAAUGAUAGAUUAUUUAUCUUAGAGAGAAGGGAGAGCUAGAGAGAUAAAGUAAUAUGUAUAAUGAAUUCCAAUCAACCAUUCAAUCAAUCCCCCCUUUACAUGGCUCCCAUAGGGAGUAUUUAUAGAAGAAAAGAGGGCUGGGCUUCCAGGCUUGGGCCUGGCUGGCCCAGUUACAAUAAAAGGCCAAUAAAUGGCUAAUAAAUAGUAUCUAAUUUAUUUAAAUGUGUACAUAUGAAUAAAUGUAGUGUACAAGGAAAUAAAUGCUAUCUACUGAACAUAUGUGGGCCGCUGUCCGGG